GUGACACAUUUCUGGUCAAGUUUGAGGAAUUGUUCAUUGGGGACAAAACAAACCAAGACGUUUCAACCUUGGACUUCCUCAACCCUCCCUCUCUCUUUUCUUCUACACCUUCUCUUCCUCUUUGCUCCACUUCCUUCUGCCUCUCCUCUUCUAUCUAAUGGCGGACUGCACAUCCAAACCUGCUUCUGCCACUGCACCAACCCUUCUAUUCUUCGCCUUUUCUUUCUUCCUCCACGUCCUUGGUGACACGCCACCGCCCUUCAACCCCACCGACAAAAUCUUUCUCGAUUGCGGCUCCCCUGGCAACUCUUCCGACUCCCUGGACAACCGCCUCUGGGUCGGGGACGAACGCUCCAAAUUCUUCCCUUCAGAUCUCCAUCACAACAACGCAUCGCUCACUUCCCAAGCGGAAACGCAAUUCUCUUCUAUCAACGGCGUCCCUUACACAACAGCACGCCUGUCCCACUCUGAAUUCACCUACUCUUUCCCGCUGAGUCCUGGCCAGAAAUUCAUACGCCUCUACUUCUACUCCGCUCCUUACAAAAACUUCCACCGCUCCAAAGCCGUAUUCUCCCUCAAAACUGGCCUCCGUACUCUCCUCCGUGAUUUCAAUGCCUCUGUAAACGCGGACACUUCCGAUCCUCCUUCCGGCGCGAUUGUUCGUGAGUUCUGCGUGUACGCGGAGGGAAAUGGUGUGAAGCUUAACCUUACAUUUACACCCACAAAUCAAGACUCCUAUGCGUUUAUCAAUGGGAUUGAGAUUGUAUCCAUGCCGGAUGAUCUUUAUUACACCCCACCCAACCCCAAUGACCAAGGCGGUAGAGGGUUGAAGCUUGUCAACAUAGAUAAUCAGUUCAUCCCAGUUGAAAACAACACGGCUCUUGAAUUGGUAUAUAGAAUGAAUAUGGGUGGAAACCUCAUCUCCCCCUCCCAAGACACUGGAAUGCUUCGAACCUGGUUACAGGAAAGUAAUUUGUUGGAUAGUAACUUAUUUCCUCAACCUACUGAUCUCUCUGCAAAUCUCAAUUACACUAAAAUACCCACAUACACUGCACCAGAAAAUGUGUAUCAAACUGCCCGAACCAUGGGUCCGAAUAGGACUUUUAACAAGGGCCAUAAUCUCACAUGGGAGUACCCUGUAGAUCCUGGGUUCACUUACAUGCUUCGUCUUCAUUUCUGCGAGUUUGAGUCUAAUAUCACUGCUGCCGGUGACAGAGUGUUCUUGAUUUACAUUAGAGACUACACGGCUGAGCCACAAUUCGAUGUGUUUCGACGAGCCGGCGGGAAAUAUAGUCCAAUUUAUGAAGACUACGCUGUGCUUGUGCCUGGUGGUAAUCAAAAGAAAGUGAAUCUCUCUGUUACGCUCCAACCAAACCCAGAGGAUUUCAAGACGAGAUACGCCAAUGUGAUCUUGAAUGGUAUAGAAAUCUUCAAAUUAAACGAUUCAAAUGGUAAUCUCGGUGGUCAAAACCCAGACCCACCUAUCACGACGGUGAUCCAAUCUCCACCUCCGUCGAUCCCACCAAAGAAGAAUUCUGGUAAAACGGUGGCAGUUGUAAUACCGGUGGUGAUUGUGGGUGUUGUCGCCAUAUUAGCUCUGGGUUUGUUUUUCUUCCGGCGAAGAAGAACAUUUACAGACCAAAACUCAAGCGAUGGAGCUUCGUGGUUGGCUCUUUACUCCACAACAACGAACAAAUCAAACAAAUCAAGCAAGACCCGCAACUCCAAUCUCCCCUCUAAUCUAUGCCGUUACUUUUCAUUGCCGGAGAUUCAAGCGGCCACCAAGAAUUUUGACGACAAUUUCAUCAUUGGCGUUGGCGGAUUUGGUAACGUAUACAAAGGCUACAUCGACAACGAUGCCACCCAAGUGGCAAUUAAACGAUUGAAACCAGGUUCAAAACAGGGCGCCCACGAAUUCAAAACAGAGAUUGAGAUGCUCUCGCAGCUUCGCCAUCUCCAUCUCGUCUCCCUCAUCGGGUACUGCAACGAUGGUAAGGAAAUGAUUCUUGUCUAUGAUUAUAUGUCUCAUGGAACACUCCGCAGCCACUUAUACGGAGACAACGAACAGCCUCUCACAUGGAAUCAACGCCUCCAAAUUUGCAUUGGUGCCGCAAAGGGGCUACACUACCUUCACACAGGAGCCAAUCAGACAAUCAUCCACCGCGAUGUGAAAACCACUAAUAUCUUACUCGAUGAGAAAUGGGUCGCGAAGGUUUCUGAUUUCGGGUUGUCAAAAGUGGGGCCGGCGAACAUGUCGAACGCACACAUUAGCACGGUGGUUAAAGGGAGCUUCGGUUAUCUAGACCCAGAGUACUACAGACGGCAGCAGCUAACUGAAAAAUCUGAUGUGUAUUCAUUUGGGGUUGUUCUCUGUGAAGUGCUCUGUUCUCGUCCGCCGUUAAUACGCUCUGCAGACAAGAAGCAAGUGUACCUAGCAGAGUGGGUUCGGCGGUGCUGCCGUGAUAACACAGUGGCGCAAAUUAUUGACCCGAAUCUCAGGAAUGAGAUUACGCCGGAAUGCUUGAGGAAGUUUGUUGAGAUGGCUGUGAGUUGCAUUGAAGACGAGGGAAUGAAGAGGCCGUCGAUGAAGGAUGUGGUGUGGGGAUUGGAGUUUGCGUUGCAAUUACAGGAGGCGUCGAAAAAGAAGGGAGAGGAAGAUGAUGUGGGCGGCGGCGAGAGGGAUGUCGGGGAAGAACAGUGGUUGGUGGAUGAGACAUUGUUUAGUAGCACUGGUGAUCGGAGAAUGGAAUCGGAGUCGGGAAUGAGCAAUUAUGUGACGACAAGCAAUAGUGAUGCCUCCAUUUUUACAUAUAAUAAAGGGAUGUCUGGUACUGUUUUUUCUGAGAUUAAGGACCCCGCCGGAAGAUGAUGAUAAAGAAGAACAGCAAAUAUUUUUAUUUUUAUUUUGUGUUUUCUGGACUUGCAGAAAUAAUUACGGGAGAACAAGAUCAUGGAAGGAAGGGUUGUUAUUAUAAAUAAUUGGUCGGAUCAUGUAGGAAUUGAACAUCAUACUCUCA
Messenger RNA from Cucurbita pepo subsp. pepo (vegetable marrow), 3017 nucleotides. The record is from RefSeq and is a predicted model, not a curated record. Lineage: Eukaryota; Viridiplantae; Streptophyta; Magnoliopsida; Cucurbitales; Cucurbitaceae.